AUGGGGCAUCGCAGCCAGAAGCCGCCGGCAGCCACCCCUACCCGCCAGCACCACGUCCGCGCCUGGAUGCCCGGCGCCGGGAUCCUGGACGCGGGCACCGCUGCGCAGAGCGGGGUGGGCCUGGCUCGUGCCCACUUCGAGAAGCAGCCGCCCUCGAACCUGCGCAAGUCGAACUUCUUCCACUUCGUGCUGGCCAUGUACGACCGGCAGGGGCAGCCCGUGGAGAUCGAGCGCACCUCCUUCAUCGACUUCGUGGAGAAGGACCGGGAGCAGAAUGGUGAGAAAACCAACAACGGGAUCCACUACCGGCUCCAGCUGCUCUACAGCAACGGUGAGGGGGAGCCCGCGGGCCGGGGCUGGGGGCACCGGCAGGGCUGGGGGCAGGGGGCCAUCAUCUACGAGGGGCAGGACAAGAACCCCGAGAUGUGCCGCGUGCUGCUGACCCACGAGAUCAUGUGCAGCCGCUGCUGCGACAAGAAGAGCUGCGGGAACCGCAACGAGACGCCCUCCGACCCCGUCAUCAUCGACAGGUUCUUCCUCAAGUUCUUCCUCAAGUGCAACCAGAACUGCCUGAAGAACGCUGGCAACCCCCGCGACAUGCGGCGCUUCCAGGUGGUGGUGUCCACAACAGUGAACGUGGAUGGCCACGUCCUGGCCGUGUCCGACAACAUGUUCGUGCACAACAACUCCAAGCACGGGCGGCGGGCGCGGCGCCUUGACCCCUCCGAGGCUGCCACGCCCUGCAUCAAGGCCAUCAGCCCCAGCGAGGGCUGGACCACGGGCGGCGCCACCGUCAUCGUCAUUGGAGACAACUUCUUCGACGGCCUCCAGGUCGUGUUCGGCACCAUGCUGGUGUGGAGCGAGCUGAUCACACCCCACGCCAUCCGCGUGCAGACGCCGCCGCGCCACAUCCCGGGCGUGGUGGAGGUGACGCUGUCCUACAAGUCGAAGCAGUUCUGCAAGGGGGCGCCCGGACGCUUCGUCUACACCGCGCUCAACGAGCCGACCAUCGACUACGGGUUCCAGCGCCUGCAGAAGGUCAUCCCCCGGCACCCCGGGGACCCCGAACGCCUGCCCAAGGAGCCAGAGCCCGGCGUGGCAUGGGAGCUGUGUCUUGAGUCACAGAGCGCGGCGGAGGCCGGCGGGGGCGGAGGCCAGGCCCUGCAGGCAAGGCAGGAGGGCCAGGGCUGGCGCCAGGUGCAGGGCGAAGAGGAGCGUGGCCGGCAGCAGCUGGGUGAGGAGCACAUGCCCGGCGCCCGCCGCGGCCUGCAAGAAGAGCACUCCAGUCUCUGCCAGGGCGCACAGCAUCGUCACCCCGGCCAGCACCUCCAGGAGCCACCGCAGGAUGGCACCCGUGCCCAUGCCUCUCCCGCUGCCGGCACCCUGUAG
Messenger RNA from Alligator sinensis (Chinese alligator), 1389 nucleotides. Its product is annotated as transcription factor COE1-like. The transcript is spliced from 12 exons. The coding region runs from base 1 to 1389 and encodes 462 amino acids. NCBI's taxonomy places the organism in Eukaryota, Metazoa, Chordata, Crocodylia, Alligatoridae. The record is from RefSeq and is a predicted model, not a curated record. Gene Ontology annotation, molecular function: DNA-binding transcription factor activity, RNA polymerase II-specific; RNA polymerase II cis-regulatory region sequence-specific DNA binding. Gene Ontology annotation, biological process: regulation of transcription by RNA polymerase II.